Messenger RNA from Mauremys mutica (yellowpond turtle), 5665 nucleotides. It is a transcript of the gene DDIAS, whose product is annotated as DNA damage induced apoptosis suppressor. Lineage: Eukaryota; Metazoa; Chordata; Testudines; Geoemydidae. The record is from RefSeq and is a predicted model, not a curated record. Gene Ontology annotation, cellular component: nucleus; cytoplasm. The coding region runs from base 104 to 3142 and encodes 1012 amino acids. The transcript has 6 exons. Gene Ontology annotation, biological process: negative regulation of intrinsic apoptotic signaling pathway in response to DNA damage.
GAACGAGGCUGUGCGUGUCACGUCACUUCCCCUUCGGGCGAAGCGAGCCGGGGGGGGGGGGACUUCCCUGAGCCAGGCCACGAGUGGGUGACACUGUGAACACAUGAAUGGCAGGAGAAGACUGUUAGCUGCCUCUGUAAUUUCUGUCCAAAACUCCAGCUUUGUGUAUCCUUCUUGUCAAAACUGCUUUUCUAAGCUGAUACUAAAUUCUAAUAGGUUUAACUGUCUAAAAUGUGGCUGCACGGGUGAAGCUAAGGAUGCAAACUACAGGUAUAAGCUGUCCCUAAAAGUUGCUGGCACUAGUGAUUUAUUUGACAUUACCGUGUUUGGAAGCACCUUAGAGCCAUUCUUUGGGGUCACGGCAGGAAGUCUGCAGAGGUAUAUUCAAGAUUUUAACCAAGUAUCAGGAGAGCUGGACAGAGAUGCAUCUCCCCGUGUGUUAAUUCAAGCAGUCAAAACUUGUUUCAUUGGGAAAAGAUUUAUAUUUGGAGUGAAGAGUUCUGAAAACCAUGAUGGAGGGCACUCUGUUUCUCACAGCAUUUUGCCAAACUGCUCCAGAAUUAAUAGACUUACAAGAGAUCUUACAGCCUGCCAGAUCUUCCUGCCAAACACUGCUGCUGCCGGCUUUACUGUUAUCAGCUACUUCCAUCGGCUCCUGCAAUCUGCUAAUUUCAGGAGCAGUCACAGUAGCUCACAGCGACCCGAUUGUCCUUUCAUUGCAGUAGAUCAGCCUAGCAGUGAGCUCAGCAGCUUGUGUAGCUCUGGCAGCAACUCAUGUUUUGUUCAGUCAAGUGGCCGAGAGAGUUUUUCAGUACCCUGGCAGCAGUCCUUUGGCCUGACUUCUUCAUCUGUUGAGUGGGUAACAACAGAAGAUUUUUCAUCUUUAGAACUGGGCAAGGCUGCUGGUGAACAGUGUGAACUACAGGAGAGGGGUUUCUCUGCAGAACUAUGCAGCUUAAGUCCCAGCAACCAAACCAUUCAAGAUUUGCAGCUCUGUAACUCUAUGAAUGAGAGAAAUGAACAGGAAGAUCGUGAAUUUAGUUCACUAUCCAGUAGGUCAGACACAAUCACUGCGACUGAAAAACUAGAGAGCUGCGCUCAUUUAAAGAGAGAAUGGUCACCUGACAGGAACAGCUCUAGGUUGUUACAAAGCCCAUUGGAUUUGGGGGUAAAAUACUCUUGCCUAGAGAUUAUCAGCAGACAUGAUUACUGUCAAGAGAAAUCUUGGAACUCCUUGCUUUGCCAGAGAAAAGAUGAUUCAUUUUGCUCCUCAGCAGUAUCUCCUAAUCAUGGAAGUGCAACUGGAACUUCUCAGGAUGACCCUGUGAUUUGGGACGAGCUGCCGUUCUCUGAAAGUCUAAAUGAUUUCAUAGCCAGAAUUGAAAACAGGAGCACCAUAUCCCCAGUAGGUCUCAAUGCUCUCAAAUGUUCCCUUUGUGAAAGAAACGAGUUGGAUAAAAAUCAUAGCAAAACAUCUUGUAGGCAAGGCAUUGUACAUACUGCCUGCAAAUCAACCACCACAACAGGGAGGUUCCCACAACUAACAGAGCAUGUGAAUACUUGCAAAGAGCAUAUUCUCUCCUGCCAUCAAUCACACCUCACUCCUGUAAAUGGCCAAGUAUCACAACGUGAGCCUUUGUACAGCAUUUUAUCUACAAGUACUAUGGGAGGCAGAGAGUCUGACUUUAUACCUGACCCAUCUCUGCUAGUGCUGUCGCAGUCCUCAGCAGUUAGAGCAACUUGUGUUCUUUCAGCGGGCAGUUUUCUACAAUCUGAGAAAGCAAAUGUUAAUAUUUCAAACAAUGCCCAUUCUUUCACCAACCUUCAGUGUACUAUGAAAGAUGCAGAAAUCUCAUAUUUUCAAAGGAGAGAGAGACCUGCCCGUUUACAUUCUCUGUAUGAUGGCUGUGUAGCUGAUUGGGAAAAUAAAGACAAUUGUAGUUAUCCACCAAACCUAAGAACAGAUCUUACAAGCUCUCGGGAACUGGGCUGUGAUUCAGCAGCUCCCUACAAAGCUAAAAAUACAUGUAAGAGAGAAUUAGAACCAUUAACUAAAUGGCAAGAAAAUACUGUUAGAGCUAUAAACCAGAAUGACGUGCUACAGAACAACCCCAAUCACUCCAAAAGCAGCUACAAUGCUUCUGCUGACCUCUUUGAGGCUAGUGCCAGAGAGAUAGAAACCAUGGUUGAAUUUUCAAACAAGUCUCACAACUCUUCAGUACAGGAAGAUGUUUCGACUGAAAAGUACACAGCAUCUGAAUUAGUGUGUAGUCCAUUAGAUGUUGGCUGCAGCUAUUUGGAGUGCAGAUCCUCACUUAGUUUACCACCUCCUUUUGGUAAACACAGUACACCCAUAAGUUCACUUUAUGAUUCAGAACUUGAUCUGGUAGAUACCCAGAACUUUGUUCCUUACUCACAGUCAACUCCUGUUGCAAGACCUCUUCAAAAAUUCAGAUCCCAGAGGGGGAGAGAAUCAGUUCUCCUUAAAUUGACAUCUAAAAGUCCUACUAAAAUCCGCUGCAAAUCUAAACAGUCUAGGCCAUCUUUUAAAAAUACUUUAUUAAGACAACUUACCAGCAAGUUCCCGAAACACAAAAGAUCAAGUAACACAGCCAUCAAUAAAUCUGUUCCACAGCAGUCGUUUGUCAACAGCGAGGUGCCAGAGAAUGAUUCUAAAGAAUGGAUCCCUCCAUCGGCAACAAAAUUGUUACAGCCAGCUGCAUUUUCUAAUUUAAAAACAGUUGGAUUGCAAGCCAGGAGCCCAGCUAUCUGCAAACCCAUUGACAAAAAGACUAUUUCUGAAAACAAAGCCAGCAGUGGAAAGUCAAGAACUGAUGCAUGUUUAAGAAGCAGAAAAUUAAAUCCUAUGAAUAGAGCUGGAAUUCCAACAACUCCUAUACCUGCAAACGCUGCUAAGGCCUUGCUUCUAAAAGAUGCAGUCUCUGGAACUUGUGCCUGCUCAGAAACCCAGAAGAGCCAUUCAUGUGCAACUUACUUAGUGGGUGGACUGGAUGAGGCAGUUAGCUGGUCUCCUGAAUUGUUUACAGAAAAAUACUAUUCCAUGGAAAUUCCACCUGCCCUAUGGAGCUCUGAAAAUCUCUCCCUCAUUUCUCUACUCCACCUCAUGGCUCCCACAGUGUAGCCACUCAUCUCCUACCCAAAGACUUGGAAGCCCCUCACUGUUUCUCUGUAUUUGGCGAGAAGGGUCACUCAGUUAGCAGGAGGUGCUUCCUCCCUCUUAGGAGCUGACUGUAUUGGCACUGCAGUGUUUCCAAAAGCCAAAAAAGAAAAGUCAUUAGUGGACGCAUACCAAGGCUCCCUAAUAUCCCCCAAACAAAUCCACUUUAAAAAAAACUUUUCAGUUGUGCUCCGUGAUGUACAACGUGAGGACCUCACACCCAUUCACUGUCUGAUCUUCAGCAGCCUAUGAGGCAGAGCAGAGUCAUUCUCCAUCUGUAUGUGCAGGUAGUGAGAGACACAGGUUCAGUGACUUGCCAGAAGUCUGUAGUAGACAGACAUAGUAGACAGACAGACAGAACCCAGACUACCUCAGUCCCAGAGCAGAAUCUUAACCACAGACAGACCAUCUUUCCUCUCGACCUUCUACUACUCACUGUGGCACUCUGACACUGAACAAGAGUUCUUCCCACUUCUGGGGAUCCUACACCACUAGGUGGUGAAGGGAAAGGGCUGGGCCACCUUGAGGGGCCUGCAGGGAUGUUCUGCCAGCCCUGUCCCAUCUGUGGAUCCUAGACGGAGGUAUGAGAGGAAGAAAACAUAGGCUCAGCUACACCAUAAAGCACAAAAUAGAAUUAAGUAUUUUUUUUAAGUGAACAGAAAAAAACAAUUAAGUUCUUUACCUACUUGAACAGUGCCACCUAAAAACUGGGGAUCUUCAUCAUCACAGGCUCUGGGCAGCUGUCCCAAGAGUCCAACCAGCUGCCUCAUGAGUAAGCAUCUAGUGAUCCUCCACACUGCAUAAGUGUAAUCUCUGCCUCUCAUGCUGUAUGCACGAGACAGAAUUAUGCAAAACAGCCAGUGAGUGGAACACACCAAUAACGUGAGCAGGUACAUAGAUGUAAAAGCCAUAGAUGGUGUACCCCUGCAGCAGAGAACAGUGCCUUUCCCGGUGGGACAGAUGCAACAGCCUAGAGGCCUUGCAGCACUUGGGGCAGGGAUGGAAGGGGAAGAGACAUGCUGCAGUUGAGGUGCCAGAAGGUGGCAGGGUAGUGUGGAUGCUUUGUGCUGGUUCAGUUAUGCUAGUGCAAUUCUCAUCUGCAGAUGAGGGUGCGAUACUGAGUUUUGGCUGUCUGCACUUGUGCCCAUGUUGUCUAUUCACACUGAGCCGCCUCACAAGUUGUUUGGCAUAUUUGAUUGUCCUAUUUGCUAGCUGGCAUCUACCCAUCAUCAGCCACUCAGUGCAGUUGGGUGUGACCAUCAGGCUUGGGUGCCUAGAAAUACAUAUUAGCAUGGCUAUUGUAUGUAGAAGAUAGACCCACACUUACUGUAAGACAAGUAUCCAGCUAGCACAGAAAUAAACAGUUCAGCUUCAGAGACCUCUCCAUUCCAGUUGUAGUGUUCUUACAUGAUGUUCAUUAUGGGAAAACAUCUACAUAAGGAUACAAUGUCCAUGCUAGUUCAGAACAGUAGCCAAAGACCAGGAUCUGCACGAAUGGGGAGCUGUGAUGCAAAUAUACAUUACAGACCAGACCAUCCCAUUUCACAGCUACAAUGCAAUUGAUGGCAGCAGGUUUUUGCCUCUUUUAAUAGAGGAAAAUUUGGCCCUUAUGUCCCGUAAUGUCUUGCUUUGCAGCAGUUGAGCUGUGGAAUCCAAAGCCAUGGAAGGGUGAGAUUUUGCCACCUGUUGGCACCUGUCUUAGGAAUGGAUACUUGCAACACAUCUGCUGGAUGGCAGAACUUGCAAGGUAGGGCCUAAUCUUCCAUGGCGUUUAGCUAAAUGUAAACAGGUGAGGGUAACAAUGCAGAGCCCAACAGCAAAAAGCUUAAAUUAAUACAUUGCACACCAGUGCAACACACAGUUAAAGCAAGUACUUGCCCUAAACCCCCUACCUUUGCACUUCCAUGCAAACCAUUCAUUUAUAAAGAAACUCCCUGGCACCUCUUCUGUAGAGAUCUCAGAGUGCCUCAUGUUAAUGAAUUAACCUGAGAGCCCUUCAGGGAGCAGAGGGGAGGGGAAAGAUUGAUUGGUUUUACUCUUAUGACCCCAUCUGAUGGUUUCUAGUGCCUGCCUCACUUGGUCCCUUUUUCCCCCUCUGUUUGGUGAUCCCCAGCACAUUAGACCCUGGUCAUGCUGGGCUAUUUGCACUUGGCUAAAAGGGAUCAUCCUGGAGAAUAGCCACGUUGGGGGUGGGCAGUUGUGCUGCACAUCCACCCCAAACCCGCAGCCCCUCCUUUUAAACGCCAAACCCAACCAGCAUUGGUUGCUAUGGGAAAGAAGGGCACUGCAGUUUGAAACCAUUCCCACAUGUUAUGAACGGGGAAGAAGCCAACCCCGCGUACCCCUUGGCUUACCAUGACUGGCUGGAAACCGAAUUCUAUUGCCCAGGCGUGUGUGAUGUGUCACCAUACCGACAGGUGCUCAAUAUAAAAGGCAAAAUGUGACCUUGUACCUAAAACACAUCUGCUGUGAAUUGCUUGAUUCACU